AUUGAUCCUUUGCACUUGCCGUAUCAUGGACAGCACGAAUGUUGAUCGCCCUGGAAGCAGACCGUACAACUAGUGUUGCUGUUUUCAGGCUUAUUUAUAGUUUAAUUUAGAAAUAGCUUAACAUAUCUCCGUGCAACAGAACCUAUAUUAUGGAAUUUAACAGUGUAGUUAAGCUCUACCGGCGGUAAAAGACGAAUGCUCUUUAGCACAGGCUAGCCAACUACAGCUAGCUAACGUUAGUCGUUAAACCAUUAGUUCGAUGCCAUUUGGUCAGUCUGUCAUUUUUGUUUAUAGUCACGGUUACAUACUUAUUGUGCAACAGUAAUGUUAAAAGUCACGGUUCAGAACGCAGGACUAUUUGUAUUACUGUGGCUGCUCCUUGGAGAUUUUGUUCAGGGGUGGUUUCAAUACAACGUCAACACGCCACAGAACCGUCAGUCCGAGAAAAGUGCAUCCGACAACGAAGAGCAAAGCUGUUUUUGCCAAUUGACUGGUGUUCUGGACGACUGCUUUUGCGAUGUCGAGAGCAUCGAUGUCUUCAACAACUUCAAGGUCUACCCCCUCAUUAGGAAGCUCACAGAGAGAGACUUCUUCAGGUAUUACAAGGUGAACCUGAGGCGUCCGUGCCCCUUCUGGGUGGACGAUGGCCACUGCUCCAUCAAAGACUGCCACGUGGAGCCCUGCCCGGAGAGCAAGAUCCCUGUGGGAAUCAAGUCGGGCAACUACAACAAGUACUCCAAGGCCUUGAACGCCGUGGAGGACAUUACAGAGUGUGAGCAGAUUCAGAAUCUGGGCGCCAUCAACAGUACACUCAGCAACCAGAGCAAAGAGGCGUUUGCAGACUGGGCUCGCCAUGACGACGCCCAAGACCACUUCUGUGAGCUGGACGAUGAGACGGCUCCAGAGUCAGAGUAUGUGGAUCUGAUGUUGAACCCAGAGCGCUACACGGGCUACAAGGGCCCCUCAGCCUGGAGGGUGUGGAACAGCAUCUAUGAGGAGAACUGCUUCAAGCCCAGAUCAGUGUACCGGCCUUUAAACCCCCUGUUCUUGUUUGUUCUUCAUCUCUCUCCCUCCAGAGCUUUCCCCAUGCACUUUGAUGAGAAGUCCAUGUUCGCAGGACACAAAAUAGAGGCCAAAAUCCUGAAGGAGGAGUUCAGGUUGCACUUUAAGAACAUCUCUCGCAUCAUGGACUGUGUGGGCUGCAGUAAAUGUCGCUUAUGGGGGAAGCUUCAGACACAAGGCCUGGGUACAGCCCUGAAGAUCCUUUUCUCAGAGAAGGAGAUCAAGAACCUUCAGGAGAACACCCCCUCCAAGGGCUUCCAGCUGACCAGGCAAGAGAUCGUUGCCCUGCUCAACGGCUUCGGCAGAUUAUCCACAAGCAUAAAAGAGCUGCAUAACUUCAGAACCUUGCUGGAGGAACAUAGGUAACAAUGGUCACAGUGGCCACCAGGUGGCGACAUUCCCCUCCUCUCUCUCCCGAGUCAACCUUGCAAUAUUCUUACCUCCAGCCGCCCCGCAACACACAUACACACACAACAAGCAUCAGGCCACUUUCAGGAACUUGCAGGAUUGACGUCAGAGAAACAAUGGUUAAAAUAAAACAGCUAUAAUAACUGAAAAACAAGCAAAAAAUUGACAACCACCCAACCAAUUUCCCCGUCAUGCCAAGCGAGGGUGGCAUCCUGUCUAGUGUCGUGGGUGCCACCUUCAUGCCCGCCAGGCUGUCGCCUGUGUACCCGCUGAUGUCUGUGCCUGCUCCAUGUUCGCUGUGGAAAUAA
Molecule: messenger RNA, 1778 nt
Organism: Alosa sapidissima (American shad)
Lineage: Eukaryota; Metazoa; Chordata; Actinopteri; Clupeiformes; Clupeidae
Gene: ero1b
Product: endoplasmic reticulum oxidoreductase 1 beta
Biological process (GO): protein folding in endoplasmic reticulum
Cellular component (GO): endoplasmic reticulum; endoplasmic reticulum membrane
Molecular function (GO): thiol oxidase activity; FAD binding; protein-disulfide reductase activity
Source: RefSeq, a predicted model, not a curated record